Molecule: messenger RNA, 4029 nt
Organism: Exaiptasia diaphana
Lineage: Eukaryota; Metazoa; Cnidaria; Anthozoa; Actiniaria; Aiptasiidae
Exons: 5
Biological process (GO): carbohydrate metabolic process
Molecular function (GO): polysaccharide binding; hydrolase activity, hydrolyzing O-glycosyl compounds
Source: RefSeq, a predicted model, not a curated record
AGGGAGAAUAGGCCACAACAACACCUCAUUUUGAUCUUCACCGCUUUCAAAGGCAUUUCCAUAAUGAAUUGUGCAAACCACAACGUGGCAAGACUGAUGAUGAGUUUCCAAUUCUGGCUAAAUACCAUAUUUUCAUUCUAUUUUCAGAUGAUUCGUCCUACAACAAUUGUUCUUGGACUGUUGUAUAUCAUAGGCAGCCUAGAAUAUGGUUGCWCGAGUACAUCACCACCAACUACUAAACCAAAUGCAGUUUCGGAAGAAACCGCUGUUCCUGUUCUGGAUCCGCACUUGUGGCCAACAGGCUUCAAGAUGAAGAUUCGGUUUCAAUUCCUUGACGAUGUUGAUGGCGGUUGGAAAAUUACUCUAAAAUUCUCCAAGGCAACUCCUGGGCUACAAAUCUGGAGAGCUGUUAUAGUGUCCGUGUCCAAUGACAAGAAAGAGUACAUCCUACAGAAUAUGCCAUGGAACGGAAACUUUAAAAAGUGUGCUGAGUUUGUAGCCGAAUUCAUGGCACACAAAGAUCAAGGGACACAACCGCCUACUGCGGCUGUUGAAUUCCAUCGAAAGAACGCUGAUAACAUCAACCAGGAUCCAAAUGCAUGCCCAACAACCAUGCCAACAACUAGUCCACCCUCUACUUUGCCACCAGGGACAAYUAGCUCACCCGGAACACCAUUACCAACAACAACAGAACAACCUACCCCAUCAACAAUCCCUACAACACUACCCUCUUCUCCAUCCACAGCGUGGCCUUUACUGGGGGGCGUGACUACCUCUGCAAAUAUCGUAGAUGAAUGGGCGACUGGGUUCAAAAUGUUCUUCAGCUUCCUGGUCAAGAACGAAAUUAAGGAUGGUUGGUUGAUCAAACUGAAGUUCUCUAAACCAGCUCUACAGCURAGAAUAUGGAAAGCAAAGCUCAUCUCUCAGUCCAGCGAUAACACUGAGUACUUCGCAACGAACAUGCCUUUUAAUGUCGACUUGGUUAAAUGUUCUGUCCUGAAAAUGGCCUUCAUGGCCCAAAAGGWUAAAGAAAACGAACCAGCCCCGAACGUAGAUGUUACCCUAUAUCACAAAGACAGCUUUCCAGAACCUACAGACAACACUAUAUGUGCAACAUCUAUGCCUCCAAGUACAACUAAUCSUGUUACACAGACAACAGMUUCAMCUGUCACCAACAAGCCCACAACUCAACAACCUGGGACUACACAACAACCUCCAGYUACAGACAGGUCCACUACUGUGCAACCAGGUACCCACAUGCCUACUACACAGCAGACAACUGCACCUCCUACUGGUGGUCCAACAUCAGCAGCACCCGUCACCGCUUCGCCAACUCCUUACGAUUAUGAYCAGGUACUCCAUGAUUCCAUCCUCUUCUAUGAGGCGCAGCGAUCUGGUAAGCUUCCCUCUACAAACAGAAUCCCAUGGAGAGGAGACUCUGCCCUUAACGAUAAAGGCCAAAAUGGACAAGACUUGACUGGAGGAUGGUAUGAUGCUGGGGACUUUGUCAAGUUUGGAUUCCCGAUGGCCUCCUCGGUGACUGUGUUAGCCUGGGGAGUCGUUGAGUACCGAGAUGCCUACAAAGCUGCAGGAGAGUUGGAUAAUGUCCUUGAUUCCAUAAAAUGGGCCACAGACUAUUUCAUCAAGGCUCAUACAGCAAAGUUUGAAUUCUAUGGUCAGGUUGGGGAUGGUCACGUUGAUCACGCCUACUGGGGACGACCAGAAGAAAUGACAAUGAAGCGACCAGCGUUCAAAAUCAMCACARGUAAACCAGGCUCRGARCUGGCAGCAGAAACAGCUGCUGCCUUGGCAGCAACUUCCAUGGCCUUCCAGCAAACCAACCCUUCUUAUGCUAACAAGCUGAUAAAGCACGCAGAAGAGCUGUAUGAGUUUGCUGACAAGUACAGAGGUAAAUACAGCGACUCCAUUACCAACGCGGCAAGCUUCUACAAAUCGUUCAGUGGAUACAACGAUGAACUUGUGUGGGGAGCAGCGUGGCUUUAUAGAGCAACAAAUAAAGCUGAGUAUCUAAGCAAAGCCGAAUCGUAYUACCARCAAUUCAAUAUGAACGGAAAAGCGUGGACAUUUUCAUGGGAUGACAAGAAAGCCGGAGCACAGCUUCUUCUUGCAGAAAUCACUGGAAAAUCAAACUACAAAAACGACAUAAAGGGAUACCUGGACAGUUGGCUACCAGGAAGAGAUGUCAAGUAUACGCCAAAAGGACUGGCCUGGAGAGAUCAAUGGGGACCUAAUCGAUACUCAGCUAACACAGCCUUCCUGGCCUUAGUGGCUGCUGAUAACGGUCUUAAACCAGACAUCUACCGCAACUUUGCCAAGAAACAAAUUCACUAUAUGCUCGGGGACAGUGGUCGGAGCUUCGUCGUUGGAUUUGGUGCUAAUCCUCCGAAAAGACCUCAUCACCGUUCUAGCUCCUGUCCAGACAGACCAGCCCCUUGUACACAUGACGCUUUGAAUGCUCCCGGUGCAAAUCCACAGGUCCUUAYUGGUGCUCUUGUGGGAGGUCCUGACGUGAAUGACAACUUCAAAGACGACAGGAAAGAUUACAUUGAAAACGAGGUUGCUACUGACUACAAUGCAGGAUUCCAGUCAGCUGUGGCAGGUCUCAAAASAUUGUCGCUAAAUUAAAUUUACUCAAAACCAAAGAAGAGCCAGGAACAYCUAACACUUCUACACCGAGAACUUUUAGAAAUAUCAUACGAUUACGACCAGGUACUCCAUGAUUCCAUCCUCUUCUAUGAGGCGCAGCGAUCUGGUAAGCUUCCCUCUACAAACAGAAUCCCAUGGAGAGGAGACUCUGCCCUUAACGAUAAAGGMCAAAAUGGACAAGACUUGACUGGAGGAUGGUAUGAUGCUGGGGACUUUGUCAAGUUUGGAUUCCCGAUGGCCUCCUCGGUGACUGUGUUAGCCUGGGGAGUCGUUGAGUACCGAGAUGCCUACAAAGCUGCAGGAGAGUUGGAUAAUGUCCUUGAUUCCAUAAAAUGGGCCACAGACUAUUUCAUCAAGGCUCAUACMGCAAARUUUGAGUUCUAUGGUCAGGUUGGCAAUGGAGACAUAGAUCACGCCUACUGGGGUCGACCAGAAGACAUGAAGAUGAAGCGUCCAGCCUAUAAAAUUACUGAAAGUAAACCUGGCUCAGACUUAGCAGCAGAAACAGCUGCUGCCUUGGCUGCAACAUCAAUGGCCUUCAAGUCAACUGACCGUCAAUAUGCUAAUAAACUUUUACAACAUGCAAAGGAAUUGUAUGACUUCGCUGAUAAGUACCGAGGAAAAUACAGCGAUUCUAUACUAGACGCUGCAARUUUUUACAAGUCGUACAGUGGGUACAAUGACGAGCUAGUUUGGGGUGCGGCCUGGCUUUAUAGAGCAACUAAMAAUGUUAAUUAUUUGAAGAAAGCUGAAGCAUAUUAUAAGACGUUUGGCAUGAGUGAUAAGCCUUGGGCGUUUUCAUGGGAUGAAAARACAGCUGGAGUACAAGUAUUACUAGCAGAGAUUACAGGAAAGAAUAGCUACAAGAAAGACGUUCAAGAAUACCUUGAUAGCUGGUUACCCGGYAACGAUGUCAAAUACACACCAAAGGGGCUWGCCUGGAGAGCCAAAUGGGGUCCCAACCGAUACGCCGCCAACACCGCCUUUUUGGCUCUACUUGCCGCUAAUAAUGGCAUGAAACCAAAUGACUACCGUACUUUUGCCAAAAAACAAAUCCACUACAUGCUUGGAGACAGUGGCCAGAGUUUUUUGGUUGGGUUUGGAAAAAGCUUCCCUCAAAGGCCCCAUCAUGCAUCAAGUUCCUGUCCAUYCAAGCCUUYACCUUGUUCUUGGAACGAUAACCGUAAUCCAGGGCCAAACCCACAGAUUCUGACAGGUGCUUUGGUUGGAGGACCUGAUCAGAAUGAUAACUUUAACGACGAGAGAAGUGACUAUGUACAAAACGAAGUCACAACAGAUUACAAUGCCGGUUUUCAAUCUGCAGUGGCUGGUCUGAAACAACUAGCUAUGAAUAAUUGAUAG